Protobothrops mucrosquamatus (brown spotted pit viper) is the source of this 3154-nucleotide messenger RNA. It is a transcript of the gene PPARGC1B, whose product is annotated as PPARG coactivator 1 beta. Bases 1 to 3129 code for a protein of 1042 amino acids. The transcript has 12 exons. NCBI's taxonomy places the organism in Eukaryota, Metazoa, Chordata, Lepidosauria, Squamata, Viperidae. Gene Ontology annotation, cellular component: nucleus. Gene Ontology annotation, biological process: positive regulation of transcription by RNA polymerase II. The record is from RefSeq and is a predicted model, not a curated record. Gene Ontology annotation, molecular function: transcription factor binding; RNA binding.
AUGUGGUUAACCCUGACAAUUGCCAAUGCAAUAGAGGCCUUUAAUUCCUUAGAUGUUACCCUGGAGUUCAGUGAGACCUCCUGGUGUAUUGCACCUUUUGCUCUUGGUAUAAUUUUGGUUGGUCAACCACUCCAGGAGAGGUACGAAGUCUCUGGUGAGGAGCACCUUUACUCUGAUUUCCCAGAGAUUGAUUUGUCUCCGCUGGAUACCAGUGACUUUGACUCAGCCAAUUGCUUCAGCGAGUUCCAGUGGUGGUGUGAGCACUCUGAAACAGAAUCCAGUCAGUACAGCACAGAUGACUCUGAGCUCUUUCAGAUUAUUGACAGUGAGAAUGAAGCUUUGCUGGCAGCUCUCACUGAGACACUGGAUGACAUUCAGGAAGAAGACAUGGGUCUGGCUGCCUUCAAAAAUAUAGACGAGGAGGACAUGCCCAACAGCGGCUACACCUCACCUAUCCCCUCUCCCAAUCCUGCUGCACCAGUCACGAGGGGGCCUCCUGGGGCCCAAGAGGUUGAUGAGCUGUCUCUACUGAAGAAGUUGCUUCUCUCGCCAUCCAAUGUGCCUCCAAGCUAUGAGGUUCAAAAAGAGGGGAAUAUAUGGCGUCAAGGAACUCCUAAAUCCAGACCUCAGCGCUCCUGUACAAAGGUGGAAGGAGUCCAAGACAGAAAGUCAACUUUUCCCCAGGCUCAGAGUCGGAACUGCACUGAGCUUCAUAAACAUCUUACCACGACCACCAGCAAACACUGCCUACACAGAAAAAACAGUGGGCUACUAGACGAGUGUCAUGCUGACAACAUUAACACCUGCUCUGUACCCCAGAGACAUUAUAUCCAAAACAAAGAAGAAAGCAGUUUAAGUAAAGAUGCCUUGAAUUGCAGCAACGUUGCAGUGCCUCCUCUCUCUUCCUCUGAGAAAAGCACUGGAGACAAGGAACUUCACGCUGCAGUGGAGCUUAUCCACUACAUGCAUACUUACUGCCUUCCUCCAAGAAAGCUGCCCCCCACGCAUCCUGCUGAGGGGAAACACCAGCCUUUUCACAGCCCUUCCAAAAGAGCAAAGCCAGAUUCCCCCCUGCAGCAGCCUCCACUCUGUGGGAAUGAUAAUUGCCCAUCCAGUCCUUGGUACUUCUCCAUGCACUGCAAACAAUCCCGAACUCCGCUUUCUGAAUUUUCCAUCCUGAAAGAACUGCUUGCCAGAGAACUCCCAUGUGAUGUGAGUAAGCCAUAUCGGUUAGCAAAACCUGUGUACGCCUCCUUGGCCAGGUCACAGCUUCACAAAUCUUCAAGAACUUCACUUCACAAUGCCGGGAGGGACUCUUCGGAUGGAUAUAAUAAGCCCGCAACCAAAAUAAUACCAGAAAUGAAAACUGAGCUGAGACAGGUUCUCAAAGUAGAGCCCGAGGCUGAAAAAGAAACGGUGGAAGAGGAUAGUGCAAAACAAGGGACUCACAUGGGUCAGGGAUCCUAUGGGAAGACAAGCCGCAAGCAGGAUACCUCUAUUUAUGCAGUGCGUCGCUCUAAAAGGCUCAACCCUGAGCUCAGCGUUUGGCAGUCUUUCUUUGAUAAGCCUCCCUCAGAACCUGCAGUGUCCUCAGUGACCACAGCAAACCCAUUCGCUUCAGUAGAGCCUGCCCUCUGCUCAUCUUUGCAAAACUUUGAUACAGACGCACCAGCAGCAGAAGUAGAAGUGAGUGGUGCUGAUGAGACGGAUGGGGGAUUCCAGAGUUUCCCAAUGGAAUUGCAGACCCCUUCGCCGGAAAGUUCUAGGGAGAGUCAGUGCUUCACCCCCUGUCAUCAAACAGAAGCACCACGGUGUCUGUCAUUGCCCUUGGCACAAACAGAAUCAACACUCGGGAAGCGCAGCUUUGAUCAAGUUCUGACCGUAGAGCUGUGUGGCACUGCAGGUCUCACACCACCAACUACUCCUCCAUACAAGCCUUCGGAAGAGGACCUAUAUAAGCCAGACAUUCACCAGAGACCAGCACAGAAGACUGCUGCCAUCACCAGCUCUGAGCCACAACCAAUGAUCAGUCAUAAGCCAAUUUCCAGAAAACAUCAGAAAAAGCAACCAGUGCGGACAGAGCUGUAUGCCCACCUGAGUCGGUCUGCUAUUCACCCUGCUCACUCUGAGCAGCAUGGGGUGUUGAAACGCCCGUUCUCACGGUCUUUUGGUGAUCAUGAUUAUUGCCAAGUCUUGAAACCUGAGUAUUCGCUCCAGAGGAAGGUGCUAAGAUCUUGGGAGCCCCUGAGCCAUAUAGAAAGCCAACGCAAGAGGCAAGUGCCUGACGUUCCCUAUCAGGAGGAAAGCAACAAGAGUUUUGAUAAAAGCUCAGUGAAGGAGGGCAGCAAACAGCUGAGGGACCAAGAAAUCAGAGCCAGUUUGACCAAACACUUUGGUCUUUUGGACAGUGCCCUGGAUGAUGGGGAGGCCCUGUUCUUCAAAUCUCCUGAAUAUGAUACUGUCUUUGAAGACAGCUGCAGUGAGAUUGGUUCUCCACUGGAAGAGGAGGAAGAAGAGGAGGAAUGCUACAUGAGUCCAUUGGGUUCCAACAGAUGUCUACACAGUAGUGCUCUUUCUAGGACCAAUUUCCACUAUUGCUCCCGAAGUAGAUCUGAUUCAGAGUCUUCAUGCUGCAGAAGUAGGUCUCCAGUCAGCCAGCAGGCUUUCAGACGUGAAAAUGGCAAGCGUUGUCAAGAUGGAAAUGUGAGCAGCCAGAGAUUGAUGGAGAAAAAAAGAGAAAAAGCCAUUGGAGAAGGUCGUGUAGUAUACAUCCAAAAUCUUGCCAGCAGUAUGAGCUCUAGUGAACUGAAGAAGCAGUUUGAAGUGUUUGGAGAGAUUGUUGAGUGUUGCAUUUUGACCAAGAAUAAAAGGGGAGAUAAAUAUGGUGUCAUCACAUACCGGUGUUCUGAGCACGCUGCCUUGUCCUUGAAGAAUGGUGCUUCUCUGUGGAAAAGAAAUGAGCCGUUGUUCCAGCUGGCUUAUGGCGGCUUUGGACACUUCUUUUGGACCAGAUUUACUGAUUUGGAUUCCAACACAGAAGAGUCCUCUCCAACUCCAGUAAAAAGCAAAUAUGAGACCAUGGAUUUUGACAGCCUGCUGCAGGAGGCCCAGGAAAGUUUGCAUCGGUAACAGCCUUAACCUUUGAGGAAUACCU